ACUGCUGUACUACCUGACUAUACUGCAUGAUGAAAAUACAGUACAUCCAUGUGUGCACAGGUACAGGUAACUGCACGCAAGACGUACCGCGACUGCCGCUAGGUUACGAAAACUUUUUGGAGAAAGGCAUGAAAGCGGACGCCCAGGAAUCAUGGGAAUUUUGAGGCUAUCUCUCAGCCGAGCAGUUCGUCAGUUCACCACCUCAACUUUCUCUGGCUGUGAGGUGCGUGUCCGGUUUGCGCCAAGCCCCACUGGACAGCUUCACCUCGGAGGCCUUCGGACAGCCCUCUACAACUACAUCUUUGCCAAAGCACACCAGGGCAAAUUUAUUUUGAGGAUUGAAGAUACAGACCAGGCACGGCUUGUCACUGGUGCAGAGGAGCACUUGCAGAACAUGCUUGAGUGGUCUGGCAUCAAUCCAGAUGAAGGUCCCGUUCAGGGAGGAGAUGUUGGACCAUACAGGCAGUCGGAACGGCUUCAUAUCUACAAGAAGCACAUAGAGUCUCUGGUUGAGUCAGGUGCUGCAUACCACUGCUUCUGCACAGAGCAAAGGCUAGAACUGCUCCGGAAGGAAGCCGUGAGAAACAGACAGGUGCCCCGCUAUGAUAACAAAUGCCGACACAUACCACAGCAAGAGAUGCAAGACCUCUUGCAUUCGGGGAAACCAAGUGUGGUGCGAUUUAAGCUCGAGCCGGACGGGGAAUCGUUCGAGGAUCUGGUCUAUGGUAAAACAAGCCAUGAUACUUUCCUCAUAGAAGGAGAUCCUGUAUUGAUCAAAAGUGAUGGCUACCCCACCUACCAUUUCGCCAAUGUUGUUGACGAUCAUGUAAUGGGAAUCACACAUGUGCUGCGGGGUAUGGAGUGGCUGACAUCUACACCCAAACACCUCAGCCUCUACAAGGCCCUGCAUUGGACUCCUCCAAAAUUUGCACAUUUGCCGCUACUUCUUAACAAAGAUGGAAGUAAGUUAUCCAAGCGUCAAGGGGAUAUAUUUGUGCAGCAUUUCAAGGAUGCAGGUUUCUUGCCAGAAGCAUUGGUCAAUUUCAUCACUUUCUGUGGGUCAGGCUUCGAAGAGAACAAGGAGAUACGGGACAUGGAGCAGUUGAUACAGGAGUUUUCACUAGAUCGAGUCACCACCCAUUCCGCUGUUCUGGAGAUGAGGCUACUACCCGAUGUCAACAGGGGUCACAUCACUCGGUUGCUGGCAAGGGCAGAAGGCAGGCAGAGACUGGUAGCUCAGCUCAGGCAAGAUGUGGAAGAGUUGCUGACAAGAUCAGGAGAACUGGGCAAGAUUGAUGACCUCACGGAUGAGUAUCUACUAAGAGUUCUAGAAGCCCGUAAACAACAUGUUGGAAGGCUGCAAGAUUUGUGUCAAUCAGACCACAUCUACCUAUGGUUACGGCCAAGCCUCAGCAAGGAAGAAUUAACUUCAGUGUCUCCACAUGCAGAGCUUGUGUUAGAACAAGUAUGCAAGGAGAUUGGUAACCUCCAGGAGGUGGCACUCGGCGAGGCAGGAGAGCUCUCGCCCAAGCUGAGGAGAUGCAGUGAAAGCAUGGCUGGCAUCCCUUACCCUGUCUUCAUGAAGGUGCUGAGAGCUGCCUUGAGUAAUCUCAAGAAAGGAGCGAGUGUAGCAGAAAUGAUCGUAAUGCUUGGAAAGAGAGAGGCACUCUACCGUUUACAUGUAGCAAAAGAGAUCAGUGGACAGCCUGUCACAGACAACAGGUGAUGAGGCUUCCCAGGGUACUUGACUAAUGAUCACCGUGUAAAUGAAGCCGAAGAGAUGAUUGGACAGUCUGUCACAGACAACAGGUGAUACCUCUCCACAAGGUCUAAAACUAAUGGUCACUGUGUAAAUAUAGUCAGAGAUCAUUGGAAAGAUGGUCACAGGUAGGAGGUGAUGGCACUACAUAGGGUCUUAUGACCAACUGAUCACCUGUCCAGAGAUGAGAGAUGUUGCUAUGCUGUGCAGAUUAUUAGAAAUAGUUGCGAGAGGCAUUCUUGGCACAGAGACUUAACGUUGGGCUGUGACUGUAGCAUUGCCCUCAAUGCUGUUCAGCUUUGUGCAAGCGAUAAUGCUGCAAGUGGGAACUUUUUAUUGCUAUUUAUGUUGUGUGUGUAUGGAGCCAUUUAGAAAAUGUUAACCUCAGUGUGUGCCCAAGAGGUCAAACAGGGAUGGAGACAGACAUUAAACGACCACACAGUAAACAGGUCAA
Molecule: messenger RNA, 2213 nt
Organism: Acanthaster planci (crown-of-thorns starfish)
Lineage: Eukaryota; Metazoa; Echinodermata; Asteroidea; Valvatida; Acanthasteridae
Gene: ears2
Product: glutamyl-tRNA synthetase 2, mitochondrial
Biological process (GO): glutamyl-tRNA aminoacylation
Cellular component (GO): mitochondrion
Molecular function (GO): glutamate-tRNA ligase activity; ATP binding; zinc ion binding
Source: RefSeq, a predicted model, not a curated record